Messenger RNA from Labeo rohita (rohu), 1326 nucleotides. It is a transcript of the gene jdp2a, whose product is annotated as Jun dimerization protein 2a. The record is from RefSeq and is a predicted model, not a curated record. Gene Ontology annotation, biological process: regulation of transcription by RNA polymerase II. NCBI's taxonomy places the organism in Eukaryota, Metazoa, Chordata, Actinopteri, Cypriniformes, Cyprinidae. Gene Ontology annotation, cellular component: nucleus. Gene Ontology annotation, molecular function: DNA-binding transcription factor activity, RNA polymerase II-specific; RNA polymerase II cis-regulatory region sequence-specific DNA binding.
GGUACAUAUCAGUCCCUUCCAGCAAGCGCAGUGCUGUUGAAAGAACUUCAGCUUGGCAGUCGAGAGCAUGUAAAGCUCUGACGGUGAACGGAAUGUUUGUUUUCUGGUUUCUAAGGGGUGGAGCGAGUCUGCUCCUCACUUCUCCACUUCUCCAUGUGUGUUUUCCCUGCAGUUCAUUUCUCAUCCUCCCUGCUGACGUCUGACUUCCGCAUUCCUCGCUCUUCCCGAUCAGGGAUCAGCUCGAGACUCGAGCUGAUGCAACGAUUCCCGCUCUUCAAGAUCUACUCGCGACCUCCAGCUGACGUCACAAAGGGACUCCAUUCGCUCACCUCGAGACCAAAGUCAGCUGUGGUCACGGGCGUUUGUGACAUGAUGCCGGGACAAAUACCGGACCCCUCAGUGACGGCGGGCUCACUGCCCAGUCUGGGGCCUCUAGCGGGCAUUUCUGCCACCACACUGACUGAACACCUGAAAUACGCUGACCUCUGCAACCUUGGGGCCAUGCUGUCCCCUUUACAUCUACUGGGAAAGCUGGGCAAGCGGCCACUCCCUAUUAAAGCCGAGAAAGAUGAAGAGGAAGAGAGGAGGAAAAGAAGGCGAGAGAAAAACAAAGUGGCAGCAGCAAGAUGUCGAAACAAAAAGAAAGAAAGAACAGAAUAUCUACAAAGGGAAUCUGAGCGACUAGAGAUGAUGAACUCAGAGCUGAAAGCACAGAUCGAGGAGCUAAAGCACGAAAGACAGCAGCUCAUACUGAUGCUCAAUCGCCACCGGCCCACCUGCAUCGUGAGGACGGACAGCAUUAAGACGCCUGAGAAAGAAGCCAACCCUCUCCUGGAGCAGGUGGAGGCCAAAUGAGAAGGAACCACACAUUUCCAUGUUACUGUUUACAGGUUAGCUCGUCUCCGGCUAGCUGAAGCACUUGGCUCGAAGCACUUGGACAUUUUAGGGAAGAGAGAAUGGCGUUCUCUGACCUGUGAGGUUGGAGUUUUGAGACUAAACAAAGCAAAAGGAAAAACACACACGGAUGGCCUCAUUAAAAUGGGCUAUGUGUUGGCAGUUACGAAACUUUUGUGGGAUAGUUUUUUUUUUUUCCUGUAAAAGGUUUUUUUUUUUAUUCUAAUAAAGUGCCUUAUUUGUUUUAGUCCAUUUAGGGUUUUUUUUUUUUUGAAAGAAUUGCCUAUAGGUUGUUCUGAAUUCAUUAAAACACUCAUUGAAUUGUUGGACAUGCAUGUUGUGGCCUCGCCAUGUUAACUGGAUGAUACUUCAUGGACUGUCUCAACAUUUAUUCACCAUUUGCUGCCUUCAGUUGCGUAUUUUUUUUUUUUU